Bufo bufo (common toad) is the source of this 1569-nucleotide messenger RNA. RefSeq names its product endonuclease 8-like 1. Lineage: Eukaryota; Metazoa; Chordata; Amphibia; Anura; Bufonidae. Gene Ontology annotation, cellular component: nucleus. The record is from RefSeq and is a predicted model, not a curated record. Gene Ontology annotation, molecular function: DNA-(apurinic or apyrimidinic site) endonuclease activity; zinc ion binding; DNA N-glycosylase activity. Gene Ontology annotation, biological process: base-excision repair. The coding region runs from base 38 to 1381 and encodes 447 amino acids. The transcript is spliced from 10 exons.
UGAAGAUAUCAGGGAGCGCAGUGAUAACCGCUCGGACAUGCCAGAAGGUCCAGAGCUUCACUUCGCCAGUCUCUAUGUUAAUAACAGAUGUGAUGGAUUGCGUUUCGGAGGUAAGGUGGAGAAGUCGGCAAUAAGCAAAAAUUUGGAAGUGCCGUUCAGCUGUCCGGAGUACACCAUCCGCGCUGUCUCUCGGGGAAAAGAAGUGAAGCUGAUCCUCACGCCUGUGGCAGAUGGAGCUGACGUGGCCUGCAUUGUCUUCAGAUUUGGUCUGUCUGGAAGGUUCAAGCUCACCACAGAGGAAGAACUCCCCAAACACGCUCACCUGCGCUUCUACACCCUGGAUGCUCCCCGGCAAGUUCUAUCCUUUGUGGAUCCACUACGCUUUGGAAACUGGGUGUAUAACGGCACAUGGCAGAGGGAGCGCGGGCCUUGUGUGAUAACAGAGUAUGACAAGUUCAGGGAGAACGUAUUAAAACACUUGUCUGCGAAGCUAUUUGACAAACCGAUCUGUGAGCUCAUGCUGAACCAGAAAUACUUCAAUGGGAUUGGCAACUACUUGCGAUCAGAGAUCCUGCAUCGGCUGAAGAUUCCUCCAUUUACCCCAGCACGUGUUGUCCUGGAAAGUGUGACCAAUCAAAGCCAGAACGGAGACCUUUCUCUUAGUAAGAAAAUCAAGAUCAAGAAAGAAAAUCCCGACUUUUUACAGCUUUGUAACUCUGUGCCUUUGGAGGUCAUUCAUUUGGCGGAAAAAGGUUUUAACCGUGGGCAUCAUCAUGACUAUACUGUCGUGUUGCAGUGGAUGCAGUGUUACAAUGCUCCAGGAAUGAAAUCUCUGAGAGACAGCAAUGGGAGGACAAUCUGGUUCCAGGGAGAACCAGGCCCACUUGCUCCGAAAGGGAAGAAAGCGCUAAAGAAACGCAUAUCUGUGGAUAUCAAACCAGUCAAGGUUAAGUCUAAAGCAACUAAAAGGAAAUCUACAAGGGGCAAAUUGACAGCUGUGAAGAAAGAGUGCAAAGAAGUGAAGGUUGAAGCAGGAGAGGAAACUGCUGUAAAAAGGAAAAAGGCCAAAAUGACUGAAAAUACAACCGAAAAAGCUAAAAUGAGAAAUAAAGGAGAACAAGGAAAGAGGUUGCAAAGAGGAAAGAAAACUGUAGACCCUAAAGUGAAGGUCAGUGGGCGACAGUCCCACCGAAGCCCAAUGCCAAAGACUCCAUCAAGAAGAGGAAAAGCUAUAAAACAAGAGAAAGAAGAUGUGCCUACACCUAAUCCCAGGCCAAGGAGGCUCAGGUCUGAUGUGGGCAACCAGCCAAAGGACUCGCCGAAGUCGAAGCCUAGAACAAGAAGAAAAUCUGCUCUACGUGCUGCAGAGAACAAGUCAUGAACGCCUACUAGAAGCCUGUUAUAAGAGAACCCCGCUGCUCAUGUAUUUUAUGCAAAUCUGCUACCGGUUUUUAACCAGCUUGGUCCUUCAGGGAAAAAAAAAAAUCAUGUUUAUACAUUUUUGUUUUGCUCUUAAGUGUGGUUUCUGUCAAAAUACCAUAUUUUAUAUUAAAAUGUAUUUUAUAACCU